This is a messenger RNA of Tyto alba (common barn owl), 4575 nucleotides long. Its product is annotated as transmembrane protease serine 11E-like. Gene Ontology annotation, biological process: proteolysis. Lineage: Eukaryota; Metazoa; Chordata; Aves; Strigiformes; Tytonidae. The coding region runs from base 226 to 1476 and encodes 416 amino acids. Gene Ontology annotation, molecular function: serine-type endopeptidase activity. The transcript is spliced from 12 exons. The record is from RefSeq and is a predicted model, not a curated record. Gene Ontology annotation, cellular component: extracellular region; plasma membrane.
AUGCUGCACAGUGCAUUGUGGUGUUUGGGACAGUCAGUGCAUCUCCCAGACAGAAGAGCUUCUUGCUGACCUCUCAGUGGUACCCAGAGAUCCCUUCAAUGUUUGGAAGAGUUCCAUUGUAUCAGAAUUGCUUUGGGACAUACUGAGGCUGGUGUGCUGUUGACUUUCAGCAAGUCACCGAGUCUGGGUCUCAUUAUUCUGUAACAUUUACACAUAGUGAUCUAGAUGGACAGAGGAAAGAAGCAUAUAGAGCCGUGGAAGAUAGCAAUCAUUGUUGUGUCGGUGAUAGUAGGCUUAGCCCUCAUCAUUGGCUUGAUCACACUUUUUUUGUGCCACGAUCAGGACCGAUACUACAAUGCAUCUUUCCUAAUCACCAAUGUCAAAUAUAAGUCUCAGUAUGAAAGGCAAACCACAGAAGAGUUCAGGCACCUGAGCCAAGAGAUUGAAACCAUGAUAUCUGCAGUAUUCAAGGGGUCCUUUCUAAGUAAAAGGUACAUCAGGUCCCAUGUUGUGAGCCUAAGCCCAGAUCCUGGUGGAGUGCUUGCAUCUGUUGUUCUGGUAUUUAAAUUUGCCACGGCUGACAGUAAGGCAAUGAGCUGGAGUCACAUCAACCGUGUGUUACGCAGAAGGCUGAAAACCAGCUCCACAUUCUUGAAUGUUGACCAGUCUACCCUCAGACUCACAGAGUUGAAUAAGGAAAAGGGAGAUAACCUUUUAAACAACUGCUGUGGAAUACGAAGACAGGCGUUCUCCUUCACGGGCGUGGAGAGAAUACUUGGCGGGCAGCGCGCACAGGAUGGGGAAUGGCCGUGGCAGGCUAGUAUUCAGCUCGAUGGGACCCAUCGCUGUGGUGCAUCAGUGAUCAGCAAUACGUGGCUAGUGACUGCAGCCCACUGCUUUAGAGGAGUAAGAGAUCCUCGGAGGUGGACUGCCAGCUUUGGAAUCCUGCUGAGACCUCCAAAACAGAAAAAAUUUGUCCGAAGAAUUAUAGUUCAUGAAAGAUACAGUGAUUUCGUCCUUGACCAUGAAUACGAUGUGGCUGUUGUGGAACUUGCCUCUGCUAUUGAGUUCACGAGUGAUGUGCACAGUGUCUGUCUUCCUGAAGCAUCUCAUGUUUUCCCAGAGAACGCUUCCUGCUUUGUCACAGGUUGGGGAGCUCUGGAGAAUGAUGGGUAUAGUGUUAAUCAGCUUCGACAAGCAGAAGUGAAAAUUAUCAGUACUACGACUUGUAAUAGAAGACAAGUGUACGGUGGAGCGAUAACAGCUGGAAUGUUGUGUGCUGGAUACUUGGAGGGGCAGGUGGAUGCCUGCCAGGGUGACUCUGGUGGGCCACUGGUGCAUGCAAAUUCCAGAGGAAUCUGGUAUCUUGUGGGAAUAGUGAGCUGGGGAGAUGACUGUGGCAAGCCGAAUAAACCAGGGGUGUACACGCGAGUGACUUACUAUCGAAACUGGAUCAACUCCAAAACAGGCAUCUGAAACCUGCAGCAGGUUAAGUUUUAUGGGCUGUGCACGGCAGCUACUCUGACACAUUCUGCUCUGUGGUUACCCUCUAAACAGCUGCUGGGCUAGCUUGUGGUCACCUAUCAAGUGCCAGCAAGCUCAGAGUAGCCUAGGACUUGAAAUCGGUUUGACCUGCAGCCAGACAGGAACAGACUUGACCCACAUGACAGCUGUCUGUCCAGGAAGUACUCUGUCAAAGGGACAACAGCCUUCUAUAUGCAAUAUACUGAUGCUUUUUUCGCUGUGGCCAAAUGUCCUGGCCCCUACUUUCCUACCCCAGCAAAGCAUCGGAGCCCAAACAAUCACUUACCAGCAUCCAAGACAAGUUAUAACUAAAAUGCUUCCCACCCAUUUUCUGUGUGCUCCCGAGGCCCCAUCUGUCUGUAGACCAGCUACAAUUCAGCCCCUGACUCGAAGGCUCCUGUGCUUCUGAAUUCUUCUUGAGCUUUUUCCUGCAUCAUUCCAGGGAGCGUACUCUUAAUGAAGAACGGAAGAUGGCUUAGAGAAAUCCUGGUGCCUAAUAUCAUGUCGGACUGUUACUUAGGUGAAUGGAGAAUUUUUCCUUGCUAUGUUGUCCUGAAAAAGGAAUCAGUGGAAAACACCAGUUUCUGUCCGCCUUUGAGCAAGUGUAUGUACACCCACCCACUCAUCGCUUCAUAUGAACAGCCCCUACUACAGUGUUUGCUGUGAGGGCGACUGCUGGACUGAAGACCAAAACCCACUUUAUGUGCAUACCCAUCUGUUGUUAUAUCAGAGUAUUUGGCUGAAUUAAUUUCCAUUUUUAACUUUCCACACUGUAUUGUUCUGAAUAAAUCCUUGUCUUUUUGUGCAGGAUGGAGUAUGGUAACAAUCUCAGUGUAACCAUUGCCCAAAAAAAACCCCUCUCAAACUGCUUAUUCUUGUGAUUGAUGUUCUCAAGUCUCUAUUAUAAUUUAAUAUGUGCAUCGUAAAAAAAAAAAAAAAAAAAAAAAGCUUCUGUGUUACGAUGGAAAUACUAUCUCCUUCAGAGCAGGACAGAACUUCUGACUGACCCGGUAAUCUUAUGUAAAGAUCUCUCUCUUCUGUCAGGAAGUAAGAAUUGCCUGUGUCUCGUUGUCAGACUACAGCUAACUCCUUUGAUCUCAAUCACACAAACUUCAUAUUCUCUCUGACUUCAUGUUUUCAAGGAGCCCAUGUUUCAGUCUGCCAGGUGAAUCUCAAACACUUUCUACCCUCCAGCAGCAGAAAGUGCUUGUUCCUGAUGAGGAUGCUUUCCUUGGUGUGUCUGCAGAAUUUCCAACACUUUAUGUGAAUGCUGAUCCUGACAACAGCAAAUGAUGUGGUCUUAGUUGCUAGAUAAUGAGCCACUCAACUGCUCUUCUUUUCCCUCUAUGGUCAGAAGAGCAAGAACUCAGCGAAGGAGAUAUCAGCCACACUGCCAAAACUCAGAGCUGGUCCAGUGUGGCAAGCAAGCGUCUUAUGCCAGGCUAGAAAAAGCUAAUAGCAGGCUUUUGGCAUGCUCAUAGUUAGAAGAUCUGGGGAAAAUGGGCCCUCAGUCUUAGGAUUAAAGUGUUGUUCAAAUUGAGUACAAGUCGGUUGACACAGUCAACGGUAGUUCAGGGGACCCCCCUCUGCACUAUGCAGCUUGCUGCAAAUGCUGCCAAACAGAGCAGCAAUCCAUUGAGUUAACAGAAGUAUUUUGAGUACACAUCCUAUGAUCUAGCUGCUUGCCAGUACAGAGAACCAUGCUUUUCUAGAGCCUCACUGGAGGUACUGGAAUAUUUGGAUGCCCAGAGAAGGUCUGCAUGAAAGACAAGAGUCUGCAGCUGUUGUGUGUUCUAUACUUGCAUGUAUCAGGAAACCUGGCAUUUAAAUUUUUCUCAGGGAACUUUUCUUGUGGAAUGCUGUGAGCUUCAGAAACAAAACUUGGUGUCUUAAUUUCUACAUAGGGAGUAAAAAAGUGUCAGGCUGGUUCUGUAGGUCUGAGUCCAACAAAUCUCAUUUUAGCCCCGUAAGCAGAACAUGGCUUAGAAGUAUAUUGCUUGUGGAGGAAGUUUAAAGUAAUGUAUGACAAGUAUAUGUGAUUUUUUUUCUUGCCGGUAACAAUUGUCUUACCAGGACAAUGAAUAAAAUUUGAUCCUUGUGAAGAAAAGCAUCAUUACAAGAUGCCAUGAGUUUACAGUUCCCAAAGCACUUUAGGCUUGGGUUUUCAAGUGGCAUAAUGGUUUCCCUAUCCUGCUGGAUUUCAUGGUAACUUGGAAACCUAAUAUUUUUAGGCUUGCAAAUACUAGCUGUCUCACUAGUUCCCCAAAACAGAUAAGUAGAGGUCCAAAAAAUUAAUUUUACAUCUGUGAACUUUCCAGUUGUGCUUAUUUUGGGUACAAAACCAGAAAGACUUAAGCAUUUUACUCUGUAUCAAGGGCUGCAGUAAAUACCGUUCUUCAAAGUGGCGUACACAAGGUUGAAAAAGUGAACUCGUCACUUGCUUAAGGAGCUACCAGUUCUGAGUAUCUACUCGAGAGAUGCAGUACCUGAUCCACCUUAAUGCUGAGUGCCAGCACAGUGCAGCCAGGAGUGGGGCUGAACAGGACCUGACAUCUGCAUGGUCUGUGCUUUAGGAGCCUUUACUUUGGACUGCCCUGUGGACUUUUCCUGAUAGCAGCUGAAACAAGUCUUCUGAUCUGGUUUCUCCUGGAAGCAGUGUGUUUUACAUGCUCUGAGGCCUCUUGGCGAUGCAAAGCAGUAUAAAUGGGGGCUGCCAAGAAGAGCACUUGAAAUAACAUCCCUCAUCUCCUGGGAAUGUUGGAGCAGGAUGGAUGUGAUGGGUCUGAAUCCCUUACUCAUGGCAAAACUACACUCAUGUCAGCAUUUUCUGGCUUUUCCUGAGGAGAAAUUAUGGAAACCUGAAGCAAUGUAGGCAGCCAAAAUGUUUUAUUUGGUUUAGGAAGCCUAGCAGAUUUGUAUUUCUUUUAAGCUGCAGUCUCAACUAUUUAUGAAUCCACAAGCUUAAUCAUCCCUCAGCCAUGUUUUCAUAGGAAUUAACAUUUUCAGUCGAGGCAGAAUGGGAUGUAUCUAACUAUACAAUUAUGCAUGACA